ACACCUUCGAGGCAGGGGGAUGGUGGCGGAGCGCGGGGGGUUGGGGGCUUUGGGGAUGCUUUCCCUGCCCUGCUCCUUCCACACCUGCCCAGGGGAGGCAGCCGCUGGCCCUCGGGCUCCGGCGGAAGGCGUUUCUCUGUUCUGCCCCCCCCCCCGCUCCUGCCCCGGCCCUUCGGGGUCCCGGGGAAAAGCGCCCCGCUGUGCGUGCCCCAGGGAGCGGCUCCCCUGCGCGGGGCCAGCCCCGGGCUGCAGCGGGGCGGGGUGUGAAGGAGCGGAAGGCGGGGGGGGCGAGGCAGCCGCGGGGCGGGCCUGUUGUCGCCGCUGCCGCCGCCGCCCGGGCGGGGGCGCUGUGUUCCGGCCGCGCAGGCGGGCUGGCGGCGCGGGCCGUGCCCACACCCGGCAUGGCGGCCGGCGGCGUCGGCACCGCGCUGCUUCCGCUGGCGGGCGGCAGGAGCGGGCUCGCGGCUUCCCGUACCCGGCAUGGCCGCCAAGGGGGCCCGGCAGCGGCCGCGGGCCGGCGGGGGGCAGUGAGGGGGCCCGGCCACGGGGGGAGGCCGCGGAGGAGGCCCGGCCGGAACCCUCUGGGAGCAAAGCAGGACAAGUCUGGGCCCCUGAAGGAUCGACAGCCUUCAAGUGUCUCAUCUCGGCCAGGUUCUGCGCAGCUCUCUUGAGCAACAUCUCUGAUUGCGAUGAGACAUUUAACUACUGGGAACCGACACACUACCUCAUUUAUGGAAAGGGGUUUCAGACAUGGGAAUACUCUCCAGCCUAUGCCAUCCGCUCCUAUGCUUACCUGUGGCUUCAUGCCUUACCGGCCUUGUUCCAUGCUAGAGUUCUGCAAACUAACAAGGUUCUUAUCUUCUAUUUCCUCCGAUGCUUCCUGGCGUUCCUGAGCUGCAUUUGUGAGCUCUACUUCUACAAGGCUGUGUGCAAGAAGUUUGGGCUACAUGUGAGCCGGCUGAUGUUGGCCUUCUUAGUUCUCAGCACUGGGAUGUUUUGCUCAUCUGCAGCUUUCCUCCCAAGCAGUUUCUGCAUGUACACCACGGUGAUUGCCAUGACUGGCUGGUACAUGGACAAGACCUCUGUAGCAGUGCUGGGGGUGGCUGCUGGAGCCCUUCUGGGCUGGCCCUUCAGUGCAGCUCUUGGGCUUCCUAUUGCCUUUGACUUGUUGAUACUGAAGCAGAGGUGGAAAAGUUUCCUGAACUGGUGUGUGGUGUCACUGAUCCUGUUUUUGGUGCCCUUGGUAGUUGUGGACAGCUAUUACUACGGGAAGCUGGUCGUUGCACCUCUCAACAUUGUCUUAUACAAUGUCUUCACCUCUCACGGACCUGAUCUCUAUGGUACAGAACCCUGGUCCUUCUAUUUCAUCAAUGGUUUUCUGAAUUUCAACGUGGCAUUUAUUUUGGCGCUGCUUGUGCUGCCACUGACUUGUCUCAUGGAGUGUCUGCUUCAAAAAUUUCAUGUUCAGAAUCUGGGCCGUCCCUACUGGCUGACACUAGCUCCUAUGUACAUUUGGAUCAUGAUUUUUUUCAGUCAGCCCCACAAGGAAGAGAGAUUUCUCUUUCCCAUCUAUCCCCUCAUCUGUCUCUGCGGUGCUGUGGCUCUGUCUGCUCUUCAGAAAUGUUACCACUUCAUAUUCCAGCGCUACCGCCUGGAACACUACACAGUCUCCUCCAACUGGCUGGCCCUGGGGACUGUCUUUAUCUUUGGCCUUUUGUCUUUGUCACGCUCUGUUGCCUUAUUCAGAGGCUAUCACGGGCCCCUGGACCUAUACCCAGAAUUUCACAGGAUUGCUACUGACCCAAGUAUUCACACUGUGCCGGAGGGGAGACCGGUUAAUGUCUGCGUGGGAAAGGAGUGGCAUAGAUUUCCAAGCAGCUUUCUUCUGCCAGAUAAUUGGCAGCUCCAGUUCAUCCUGUCGGAAUUCAGGGGCCAGUUACCAAAACCAUUUGCCAAGGGACCAAUGGCCACACGGAUCAUUCCCACUGACAUGAACGACCAAAACAAGGAAGAGCCAUCUCGAUAUAUUGACAUUUCCAGAUGCCACUAUCUGGUGGACUUGGAUACAGCAGCUGAAACCCCAAGGGAGCCAAGGUAUUCCUCCAACAAAGAAGAGUGGGUAACCGUUGCCUACAAGCCAUUCCUAGAUGCUUCCAGGUCCUCAAAGCUGCUGCGUGCAUUCUACAUCCCUCUCCUCUCAGAACAGUACACGUGGUAUGCAAACUAUACUAUUCUGAAAUCUCGAAGGUCGAAGCAAACAAGGAAAAAAAUGGGAGGCUAGCAACACACCUGGGCAACAAAAUCAAAAACAUCUGACACUCUUGGACAGCUGCCUAAGCCAUCUUCGGUUCCCUUUUGGAAGAUCGCAGUUGUAAGAUUCACUAAUAAAGAUUUCCCAUGAAGUGAUUUUGCUCUGCAAGCUUCCAGCUGUAAAAAGGGUGCAUCAUCUGCUUUCAGUACUCGGUGUCAGGUCUCUGCUCUGCCUACACAGAACGUCUUGGUAAGAAACCAUUUGAAAAUCCAGCAGCCACCUACGAACGUAUUAUCCCUGCUGCUCCCUGUGUUAUUAUCUAUUACACCAGAGAAGAGAAAAAUGGGAAAUAAAAAGAAAUGACAGUAAGAGGUUCUGCUCCAGGUUACAAUCUGGCACUGGGAAAAUCCAGCUCAGCCUCUUUCUCCCUCCCACCCCGCUCACUGUUCUCGUCUGCUUAAGUAGUGCUCACCAUUUCCUAGGGAAUUUUUUCAGGUAACAACACUAAGGAUUUUUUUUAAUUUUAUUUUUUUUUUAAGAAAAAGGAGGAGGAAAAGAUGAGAGCACCUGAAGGACAAUUAACCGAAAUGCACUGAAUCUCAAGGAAUGCAGUAGUAUGCACCACUGAAAAACAUCCUGUGCAGGUGACACUUUCAAGGAUAAACCUGUGCUUUUGGGAGAAAACCCCCCGAACUUCAGAGUUGAGCCAGUUACCUGUUUUAAUGGGAUCAGAGUGUUUUUGUUAUCUGUGAAACCAAGGGUUUGUUUGCUGUUUAUAAUGAUUUUUUUUUUAAGAUACCUGUAACGUCCUUUGAAUUCUAGACUCCAGCAUCUUAAAAUUUCUGGAAACAUCCAGAGAGUAGAAGAAGGAUUAAUUAUUUUUUUUGCAGUUCUGUUUCCCAGAAUAGACAGUAUGUGUUACAUUGGUCCAAUAUGCUUCAGAGCAGUGCUGCAUUUAUUAUAUCUCCAUUUGUAAAACAUGCAGUAUCACAAGCUAGAUGAAGGGAGUGUUCUCACUCACAUCCUUGGAACGCUGUGGGGAUGGGCUGGCAGGGAGCAAGUUCCUUUUGCAGAAAGGCUGCCCAAAUCCCGUGCCCCACUGUGACUGUCAUUAGAUGGGUCUGUGUGUGCAGUGCCGGGUGCCAGAGCAGGCGGAUCAGGAAGCAGAUCUGUAUGUUGGGAAGCUGUUGGGAUCCAAACAGAAAAGCGUGUGCCUCUGGAGGUACCCGUGUUGGUGCAGGUGCAGGAUGCAGUGCUAGGCAGGUCUCUUGGCCGGUCUGUGGGUUAACAGCCGAGCAGGAUGCGAAGGGCAGAUCUAACAUGGUACUACUGGGACAAAGCAGCGAGGAACGGGAUGAGGAGCAAGGCAGGGGCUGAAUCAUAUGAGCAACUUCAGAAACAUAGGGAGAGGUGUUCUGAAUUGCCUGCAUUUCAUUAAGGAGGAGGUUUUGUAACGGCAUUAUGCUCUGUUGGAAACACAGCCUAUAAAGUGCGAAUCAUGGUAAGAGCAAGCAGUGUGCUGCUUCGUUGUCUGGAUGACUACAGCAUGGAGGAUGCGGUUCUCUUCCAUUGCACCCCCACUGUAUGGAGGAGCAAUUUGAAGCUGAGACUCUAAAUUCAAACUUCGAAGGCUUAGGGAACCAUCUGUGAUGUCUAAGUCUUGGCUUUCUUCACAGAGGUGGAUGUCACCCUGUGCAGGUAUCACCUUUUGUAUGAGUCGAAUGUGGAGCUUCAAGGUUUUCAGCCAAGCAGCUUGUGACUUGAGUGAGUUGGUCUGGAAGGUCAAAGUCACGUUGCAGAUCAGUGUUGUAGUGUCUGUGUUCAUAGUAUUCCCCCACCUCCCUCCAGCCGGCUCUGCUCCUCAUAAAAGUUUACAUGUGUUGAACAGGGCUCUACAGUGCCACUAAAUCAAAACCAAAACUCUUGCCCUGCUUGUUGCCUCUCCCCUUGCUAAUCCCUGACCUUAAAUCAAAUAAAGAAAAAACUCCAGUUAAAGAACCAA
Molecule: messenger RNA, 4253 nt
Organism: Falco peregrinus (peregrine falcon)
Lineage: Eukaryota; Metazoa; Chordata; Aves; Falconiformes; Falconidae
Gene: ALG9
Product: ALG9 alpha-1,2-mannosyltransferase
Exons: 15
Coding region: 20-2281 (753 amino acids)
Biological process (GO): protein N-linked glycosylation
Cellular component (GO): endoplasmic reticulum membrane
Molecular function (GO): alpha-1,2-mannosyltransferase activity
Source: RefSeq, a predicted model, not a curated record